AUAUAUUGUGAGCUUGGAGACCGAAAGGAAAUAUAUUUUGGAUUUGGACUUGUCAAAGCCUGAUGCUCAAAGUGGUUUUUCAUUUUUCAUUUUUUUUAAAAAUAUAUUUCUAACAAUUGGUGUGCGCCUAAAUUUGGGAAAUUAGGGCAAGCGGUAGGGAUCGUGGGUAAUCAAUCGCCAUGGCCGAUGAUGAACAAUUACGCAGAAAUCACAUAAUUGGUGAUGGAGGGGAAGAUGAGGGAAAAUCUACGCAGUCGCCACCGGAGAAGAAGCAGGAGCUUGAUGAAGAGAGCGGUGGCGCUGAGGAGGAGAUGGAAGAUAGCGACGGUGCUAAAGAUGGGGAGGACGACAUGAGCGAUGGCACUGGCGAGGAUGACGUGCUUACAUCGGAAUAUGAUUCAGACGAUUCUGGUUAUUUUAUUAUUGAUAAUCAGCGACUUCCGAAUAGGUUGCAGAGUGAUUAUUUGCCUGAUGGGGCUGAAGGCUCUGAAGAGGUCGAUGUAGAUAAAUGGUCCAAGUACUAUCAAGAGAUAAGGGAGAGCGAGGGUUUUGAUAUCAACCACUAUCCGGGUUGUUGUAUUAUGGCUCCAUAUCAUCCUUUUAAUGCUGCUCGCCAAAACCUGUUCGAUUACUCUGUGGCUGCCGUUAAUGAUUUCAACCAAAAGGAGGGCACAAAGUACAAGUUGGAAAAGGUUGAGAAGGCAAACGCAAGACUUUGGGGUUGUGGAGCCAACCAUUACAUAACUUUCCAAGCCAGAGAAUCUGUUGCUGAUGCUUUGAAAACCUUCCAAGCUUUGGUAUGGUGGGGCAUAGAUGGGUCUGGUUCAGAACCCUUCGCAGCAGUUGUGAAAUUCUGCAGGCUCAAAGCAACUGCUGCGACCUGACCUGUAUAUGCUCUCCUGAGUAUGUCAAGCUGCUCGGAUUUUCUGGUUUUGGUUUUGAAUUUUAACAGGUUAUGAAUUUGAAAUGAGAAUUAGGAAAUUGGGUUGAAGAUGGCAUGCUCUGUACUCUAGACCCUUUUUCCUCCCAAUCAAAAGCUUUCUACCCUCUGUUUUUACUUAUUUUUCUGAAAGCUAACAGUACCCCCAAAAUGGAGGCGAUUUUUUUUUUGUAAUUUAUUGAGGAUUUUCUCUGUUUAGUUUA
Molecule: messenger RNA, 1143 nt
Organism: Coffea eugenioides
Lineage: Eukaryota; Viridiplantae; Streptophyta; Magnoliopsida; Gentianales; Rubiaceae
Exons: 4
Coding region: 180-884 (234 amino acids)
Source: RefSeq, a predicted model, not a curated record